AUGGCAUCUAACAGUGCCAACAAUGGCGCCGACAGCGCCGACUUUGACCCGAUAUACCAGAACCUCGACUGGGCAAUUGGUCAGACGCUGAUCAUGGGAUGGGAUGGAACAGAAGUCACGCCGCAGAUCAGAACACUCAUCGAGGACCAUCAUCUAGGCUCCAUUAUUCUCACAGCAAAGAACCUCAAAUCUGCUCAACAAACUGCCAGGCUUGUUCAAGAGCUGCAGACCAUUGCGCAAAACGCCGGUCACCCGCAGCCGCUUCUCAUCGCUGUCGACCAAGAAAACGGCGGUGUCAACAGCUUGUUCGACGAGGAUUUUGUUUGUCAAUUUCCUAGCGCCAUGGGCAUCGCGGCUGCGGGCAGCCCAGAGCUCGCGUAUGAAGUCACCAAGGCCACGGCUACGGAAAUUUCAGCGUGCGGUGUCAAUCUGAUGCUAGGGCCGGUUCUUGACGUUCUGAACAAUGCCCGCUAUCAGCCGCUCGGUGUGCGCGCAACCAGUGACGACCCGCAAGAAGUCUCGCAGUAUGGUCUGGCUGCCAUGGCUGGUAUUCGCGAUGCUGGUCUUGCGACUUGCGGCAAGCAUUUCCCUUCUUACGGCAAUCUUGAUUUUCUCGGAUCGAGCCUGGACGUCCCCAUCAUUACCCAGACCCUCGAAGAGCUCAGCCUGAGCGCCCUGGUUCCCUUCCGCAAUGCAGUCGCCUCGGGGAAACUGGACGCCAUGUUUGUCGGUGGCUGUGGUCUGUCGAACCCGUCCAUGAAUGUCAGCCAUGCAUGCCUGUCAGACCAGGUUGUCGACGACAUGCUUCGCAACGAAAUGGGCUUCAGGGGCGUCGCCAUCUCCGAGUGUCUUGAAAUGGAGGCUCUGAGCCACGACCUAGGUGUGCAGAAUGGCGUGGUCAUGGCCGUCGAGGCCGGCUGCGAUCUGGUGCUUCUCUGUCGAGCCUACGACAUUCAGCUGGAGGCCAUAAAAGGGCUGAAACUGGGUUUGGAGAAUGGCAUCAUCACCAAGGAGAGAAUCUUCACCUCCCUACGGCGUGUUCUACUUCUCAAAUCCAACUGCACGUCUUGGUCCAAGGCUCUCAAUCCACCUGGAAUCUCUUUGCUUUCUCAGCUCCAUCCUUCACAUCUCGCCUUGUCUCGGCGCGCCUUUGACGAAUCAAUCACAGUCAUCCGAGACAAGGAGCAGCUGCUACCCCUCUCACAAUCGAUGCAUCCUGGCGAGGAACUGCUGCUCUUGACCCCCCUUGUCAAGCCACUGCCGGCGUCUUCGUUGACCAAGAGCUUCUUGGACUCGAAGCAAGAUCAGUCACUUGCCACGGGUACUCACGAACGAUGGGUGCACCGUCGCAUGGAUCGAACUGCGCACAUGAGCGGUGAGGGUGUAUUUCGCGAAUUUGGCAAAACCUUAGCGCGUUAUCGGAAUGAGAAGCUGUUACAUACCAGCUAUACUGCGAACGGCGUCAGGCCGGUGCAUGAAAACCUCAUUAACCGCGCGUCCUGCAUCAUUAUAUUUACCGCCGACGCAAACAGAAACUUGUACCAGGCGGGUUUCACAAAGCACGUUGAGAUGAUGUGCUCUAUGCUCCGAAGUCGAGGGCAAAAGAAGCACCUCAUCGUUGUUGCUGUCAGCUCGCCCUACGAUUUUGCCAUGGACAAGACCAUUGGUACCUACGUCUGCACUUUCGACUUUACAGAGAACGCAAUGGCGUCCCUGGUCCGCGUCCUGAUUGGUGAAGUCAAGCCAGUCGGAAGCUUGCCAGGCACGCUUCGAAAGAGCAAAAAGGUUCUUAAAUCAAGACAGCUCUGGCUAGUGGAGGAGUAUGACCGCGAGCGCGACGCCACCGGCCUUGACGACCUGCUCAACGCCAUCCACCGCUCAGGGGGUUCUGACUUGGACUUCCUUUCCAACACGAACGCCUCGGCGUUUGAACUGUUCAACACCAACAUCAAAGAAGCCCAUUACGUGGUACGAAACAGUAGCACACAGGCAUUGUACGGCUUCGUGGCAACAUAUGUGACGGGAGGUGUUGGCAUCCUUGGGGCGCUCAUUGUCGACCCAACCAAGAGAAACGUAUCCAUUGGCCGAUCACUGCACAAGCGCGCUCUCAAGACGCUAUCGCAACAGAGAGGACUAAAAAGGGUCCAGCUUGGCGCCUGUUUCCCCGGUGUCUUUCCGGGUCUGGCUCUCGGCGCCGAGGCAGCCACGGUGAAGACUUGGUUCAGCAACAGUGGCUGGGAUACGCAAUUCCCCCGGCGACUCACCAACAUGGUCAUUGCCGAUCUCGGCAACUGGACGGCGCCCGAGGGACUGCUGCCCACAAUACAGCGAGCCAACAUUAGCUUCGAUCUGAUUCACGGGCUGGACAAUGCCGACACGGUGCUGCACCACGUACGCACGGAGAGCGGCCCCGAGGUGGUGGAGCUGUACCGCUACGCGCUGGCGGAGACGAAGAGCUGCGGCAUCGUCCGCGCCAAGGAUCCCGCGGGCGCAAUCAUGGGCACGAUUAUCAUAUGCAGACAAAACAGCCCCCUUGCCACCUACAUCCCGGCCCUGCGCUCGCGAUCGGAGAACAUUGCCGGCAUCGUGGCGCCCACCGUGCCUUCGGGCCCGCUGUCCACACUGGUGCUGCAGGGACUCGCGCUGAUGGGCGUGCGCCAAUGCAAGAGCCACAAGGCAAGCAAGGCAGUGCUUAGCUGGGUUAUUGACGACACUUGCGAACCGUUGAUUGGCAUGGGCUUUGACUCUCUGCAGAGCUUUGAGGAGAUAACAAACUCUCCAGACAUCUUCCAAAACUAA
This is a messenger RNA of Akanthomyces muscarius, 2799 nucleotides long. RefSeq lists its product as uncharacterized. Gene Ontology annotation, molecular function: hydrolase activity, hydrolyzing O-glycosyl compounds. Gene Ontology annotation, biological process: peptidoglycan turnover; carbohydrate metabolic process. The transcript has 5 exons. The coding region runs from base 1 to 2799 and encodes 932 amino acids. The record is from RefSeq and is a predicted model, not a curated record. NCBI's taxonomy places the organism in Eukaryota, Fungi, Ascomycota, Sordariomycetes, Hypocreales, Cordycipitaceae.